Molecule: messenger RNA, 1298 nt
Organism: Cokeromyces recurvatus
Lineage: Eukaryota; Fungi; Mucoromycota; Mucoromycetes; Mucorales; Mucoraceae
Exons: 8
Coding region: 1-1191 (396 amino acids)
Molecular function (GO): protein binding
Source: RefSeq, a predicted model, not a curated record
AUGAAUUAUGAUUAUCCUCCACUACCAUCGCCUUACAGAAAUGGAAUUGGAUUUAAAAUAUCAGAUACAUCGUUUGCAAUACAGGCAGGCGAUACUAGUUCUCCAUCUCUUUUGUCAAAUUUAAAUUUAAUUGAUUUAUUAAGCCAUAAUUGGACUAGUCCUUCUUUACAAGGUGUUCAGCCCUCGCCAAGAGCCCGUAUGUCAGUCUCUAUCAAUACUACAACUAAUAUUGCUUAUUUUUAUGGAGGAAGAACGGAAUUAACACAGUCUCCAAUGAAUUAUUUUAAUUCAUUUUAUAAUUUCGAUAUUAAAACAUUAACGUGGAAUUGGCCAAAAGUAUUUUAUUUUGGAGGCAUUAGACCUGCAAGAUAUGGUCAUAGCAGUAAUUUAAUAUCUAAUAGAUUAUUUAUUAUGGGUGGUAAGACUACAAUUUUCUCUUCUGAAUUAAAUGCUUGGACAUUCUCUCCUAGUGAUUUUCAAAGUAUUUUAGUCUAUGAUACGACUCAACAUCAAGCUGUUACAAUGGCAACUAUCGGAGAUGUACCUCCUGCUAGAUAUAGUUUUUCCACAGUUAAUGCUCCUGAUGGUGAAUCUAUUGUUUUAUUUGGAGGACAGAAUGCUACUAGUCUGCAAGAUAUAUUUGAUGCGAGUAAUGAUGUAUAUAUUCUAAAUACAUGUACAUUGAAUUGGUCACAGCCAAUCAUUAAAGGCAAUCCACCUAUUGCUCGUGCUGGACAUGAAGCAAUUGUUUAUAAAAAUAGAUAUAUGAUUGUCAUGAUGGGAAUUCAAAAUUUUGUUAGUGGAAUAGGUCCUGUUUAUAUUGAUGAUAUUGCAAUUCUAGACAUGAAAACAUGGACAUGGAUUUCAAGUAUAUCUGAAGAUAAAGACUUUGUUAGUGUUCCAAACUGUCGAUUUACCUUUCCUAUUGUAUUAUCUGACAAUAAUACCACGUCUAUUAAUAAUGACGGAAGCAGUAAUAAUAAUAUGACAACUGUUUCAAACCCACAUUUGAAUAGCAGCACUAAGCAACUAGCAUUAGGAAUUACUUUUGGUAUCUUGGGAUUUUUAUUAUUGACAACAGCUUUUGUGAUAUUUAUCAUGAAAGUAAGGAAAGAUAUUGAUCCUAAACAAAAUCCUCGGUGGAUACCUAGUGUUUUAAAGAAAAAUAUGGAUAGCAGGCAACAUGCUUAAUACACGCAUCUGUAUGUAUACUCUAUAAGAUCUGGUAUAUUGACAACAUUAUUAAAUGAAUAUAAAUAAAAUUAUUUCUGUUCAAUCCUUUAUACAAAUGUUGCUAU